AUGUCACAGCGAGCAAUUGCUAGAGAGCUCAAAACAAGCCGUUGCUUCAUCCAGAAUGUGUUAGCUGACUACAAUCACAUCGGUUCCUUGCUCCAGCAUCGCCGAGAUCCACCAGAGAGAAGAAUAUUGAAUGCUGAAGUAAUCAGCUGUAUUGAAACGGAGAAACUUAUGAAACCAAGCGUAUACGUAAGGGAACUGCAAGAUUGUUUGUUACUCGAUGGAGUAGUUCAUCUUCUGGACCUGCCGUCAAAGUCUGCCAUAUCAAAGUGUAUCAGGGAGGAUCUCUACAUGACAAAAAAGGAAAUACAGCGAAUACCAUCAGAAUCACAAAGGAGUGACAAUAUUCAUCAUCGAAAGGGGAUUUAA
This is a messenger RNA of Pocillopora meandrina, 366 nucleotides long. The record is from the annotation of a GenBank genome assembly. Lineage: Eukaryota; Metazoa; Cnidaria; Anthozoa; Scleractinia; Pocilloporidae.